AUGAAGUGCAUUUCUCUUUUGUUUUUAUUAUUCUUCUUAUCGGUCGUUAGCCAUGCAAAAGUGCCUUCGAUAUUCGUCAAGUUCUUCUCGAAUACAGAGGAAAAUGAAGUGCAAGACAACGCUAUCGAUAUGCAGGAUUAUUCUGUAACUGAAGACGAACUGACGAAACUCAGGAUAGAGUACAUCAAGAACCAGAUUUUGAAGAAGCUGAGACUGAAAGAGAAGCCGACCAUAGCUGGGGGAGAUUUACCGAAGCCAGUCAAAGAAUACGAACAACUGUUACCUCCCCAGGACAUGGGCUUAGAAAGCAGCUAUUCUGAUGACUUCUAUGGGAAGACUACACAAGCCAUCGUAUUCCCUUACGCAGAUGAAGCUCGUUGCUCUAGGACUAUUCGUUUUCCAUCUGCCUGUUUGCCAUUCCAAAUGCCAAACGACAUCCACAGUUCUGAAGUCAGCACAGCGGAAUUAUGGUUUCACAAAGAAUCGGACAUGUUGGACGAACACAACCAAACGUUUGUCAUUUCAGAAGUAACCCAUUGGGACGCCAGAAGAAGUUUUCAAAAGACCACACCAAUUGCUAUACAAGAAACUAGCUUGACAGAGGGCUGGCUGAGAGUGGACGUUUCCUACGUAGUGAAAACCUGGCUGGGCUACCAGAACUCGCCCCUCCAUGCCAUAAACGUGGCGUGUAAGACAUGCGGAAUGGACAAAAUGCAGUCCCCGAUAUCCUUCAAGAGUGAUUCGAAGCCCUUCCUGGUCAUUUACACUCACUCGCAGCAGAGGCGUUCCUACACUCACAGACGGCAAAAGAGGUCUUCAAAUUGCGGUGAGGGCAUCAAUGAGUGCUGCAGAGAGAGCCUGUAUAUUUCCUUCGCCGACAUAGGCUGGGAUGACUGGAUCAUACAACCAGAAGGAUAUAAUGCCUACUUCUGCAGGGGAUCUUGUACUACGGCUGCAGCAAUGACUCUGAGUGCUAGCGAACAUAACAGUAUACUACAGAAAGUUAUGUAUGGCAAAGGCAGACGUAGAGAAAUACCCCCCGAGUUCACACCUUGCUGUGCAGCGAAUCGGUUUCAACCCCUUCAGCUGGUGUUUAGGGAUACGAAUAAGACUGUGACCACGAAGCUGUUGACGAAUAUGAUAGUGGAUACGUGCGGGUGCAUGUAG
Messenger RNA from Phaedon cochleariae (mustard beetle), 1167 nucleotides. The record is from the annotation of a GenBank genome assembly. Lineage: Eukaryota; Metazoa; Arthropoda; Insecta; Coleoptera; Chrysomelidae.